Messenger RNA from Nilaparvata lugens (brown planthopper), 1342 nucleotides. RefSeq names its product mannose-P-dolichol utilization defect 1 protein homolog. Bases 237 to 1022 code for a protein of 261 amino acids. The transcript has 6 exons. NCBI's taxonomy places the organism in Eukaryota, Metazoa, Arthropoda, Insecta, Hemiptera, Delphacidae. Gene Ontology annotation, biological process: oligosaccharide biosynthetic process. The record is from RefSeq and is a predicted model, not a curated record.
UUUGAAACAGCAAUGUUGACUACUCUAUCUAUUUAUGUCUCUGCGCUGUGAAUUACUCUUGUCUUCUGCGUUGUUGAUGUGGAAUGGAAAGAAAACCAAUGCUGAUUAAUUUUUGCUGAUAAUCCAAGCCGCAUUUUCAUUUUUAUAACUUAUAAUACGUGUACAUUAAGGUUUAUUUCAGAUUAGUUAUGUACUGAUCAGUCAUAGUUUCUUGUUGUAAUAUAAAAUUCUUUACAAUGUCUUCGUUCAAUGCUACAGAAUACUUUGAAAAAGCAGCCUUGUUUUUGGUUACACCGCAAUGUUACAACGAAUUUUUUAUUGAAUACAAUUUUCUCCAUGAACAAUGCAUCAAAGCCCUUAUAAGCAAAGGUCUCGGAUUGGCUAUAGUAGCUGGCUCUUGCAUGGUGAAAGUGCCUCAAAUACUGAAAAUAAUGCAGAACAAAAGUGCCGCGGGAGUUAGUUUCACAAGUGUCCUCUUCGACUUGUACGCCGUUGUGGCGGGCGUCGCAUAUGCCUAUGCUAAGCAAUUUCCAUUCAGUGCCUGGGGCGACGCUCUGUUCCUGCUGAUUCAGAGCACGAUAAUCACAGCUCUGGUGCUCGGAUACAACUUCUCGCCGUCUGCAGCCGCCUCGUUUGUGGUGGCCUUUUGCGGGGUGCUGGUGGGUCUCAUCGGGGGAUUCACCAGUCUCGACGUUCUCUGGUCCAUGCAGGCGGUUAGCGCGCCCAUCAUGUUCGUUGGCAAGCUGGUGCAAGCAUACACAAACUACGCAAACGGCAGCACCGGUCAGCUGUCGGCGAUGAUGUGUUUCAUGCUGCUGUUUGGAUCGACCGCUCGCAUCUUCACGUCGAUCGAGGAGACAGGCGACCCCAUCAUUGUGCUCAUCUACUCGCUGGCCACGGCGGGCAACGCCCUGCUCGUCUCACAGUUCAUUUACUACUACUUCAAGGCCAAGUCAGCCGGUGCCAAGGGUGGCAAGCCGGCUAAGGGCGCAAAGGCGGCCAAGGCUAAGAAGACUAGCUAGCGAGUUGAAACGGCGUUAAUGUAGCAACUUGGCCUAAUAAGAUCGAUCUCGCUGGUAAUGGAUCUAGUAUAAAUCACCAUUCUCCAAUUAAAUUCUUCCUCAUCAAAGGCUUAAAGCUUUAUUUUCAAAAUUCCACUACACGUUUAAAUUAUUAUCUCAACCCAUCGAUUAGGCUAAUCGAAAUCGAUAAUUUAUUGAAUCUAGUGUUGUAGUCAAUUUUUUGUAAUCGGUUGCUUUGUGUUUGUGUCAAUUUUCUAAGAGAUGUAGGCUAGCAUAAUGUUCGUUGACGAAACGAAAUAAAUUAUAUUUUUGCAAAAUAG